Cyprinodon tularosa is the source of this 1133-nucleotide messenger RNA. RefSeq names its product OX-2 membrane glycoprotein-like. The transcript has 7 exons. The record is from RefSeq and is a predicted model, not a curated record. Gene Ontology annotation, molecular function: cell-cell adhesion mediator activity. The coding region runs from base 51 to 1133 and encodes 360 amino acids. Lineage: Eukaryota; Metazoa; Chordata; Actinopteri; Cyprinodontiformes; Cyprinodontidae.
UUCAGCUGCAAAUCAUCAAGCAGGACGGGAAACAUGACAAGAAGCGCAGAAUGAGACCCGCUGUUAUAAUCAGCUGUUUUUUAGUUAACGCCAUCCUUCAGACAGGUCAGUUGGCUCUAAUAGAAACAGAGGAGACUGUGUGGGCAGCAGUGGGUGAUCAAGCCUCUCUAAGCUGUAAGCUCACUGAGGAUAAAGACGUCCUCCAGUUCACCUGGCAGAAAGUCCUCCUAUAUGCAGAGAAGAAUCUCGCCACCUACACCAAGAAAUAUGGUUACAGCGUGAGAGUUGAUCUGGCAGAGAAGAUGGAUUUUCAGUGUGAAGAUCUUCAGAGCUGCUCCAUGGUGAUUAGGAAGGUGAUGGAGGAGGAUGAAGGCUGCUACAGGUGUCUGUUUAUCACCUAUCGUACAGGAAUCCUGAUUGCCAGGACCUGCCUCAGACUCUAUGAGCUGCAUGAUCCCGUCCUUGAUGUCAGCAGAUCAAAGUCUCCUGCAGAGUCAGUUGUGUCCUGUUCAGCCACAGGUCGACCUGCUCCCACUGUAACACUGACUGUUCUACAGCAGAACCUCAGCUUCUCCCACUACAACAGCAGCAGUGUGACCCACAGCAACGGUACAGUCACCGUCACCACCACAGCUCUGCUGUCAGCUUCCAGCAGCACACAGGUUGGAUGUUCAGUGUCAGUGCUCUCUGCUGCUCCCAGAGAGAAGAUUAUUACCGUUCCUGGAGUUACGGGAGCAUCUGAUGAUGGUUGGAGUGUGAAAAUUGUAGCGCUGUUCUUUGGAGCUUUAGUGGCUUUAAUCAUCAUUUUCUUGUAUAGAAGAAUUAAUCAGAACAGGAAGCCUUCAAUAGAGAAACCUUCUGAAAUCAAAAUGAUGGAGAAUCCUUCAAAAUGGAAAUCACCUCAAAUCAUAAUUACUGGGCCAAAUGAACCACCUAUGCAACAAGAGAACAAUCAGACCGGGGAAAAUGUUCUGGUCAGACGACUCAGCCAUACACCACCACCAUCACCACCUGGUGGAGAAAGUUGUUUACCUGUAGCUGAAAAAGACGGUCAAUUCCUGACACCAAAAAAAAAUACAUGUGGGCUGAAAACCCUAAGGUCAAAGUGGGAAACACACCUCCAAAGACGGUAG